Owenia fusiformis is the source of this 4116-nucleotide messenger RNA. The record is from the annotation of a GenBank genome assembly. Lineage: Eukaryota; Metazoa; Annelida; Polychaeta; Sabellida; Oweniidae.
GAACAGACGAAAUGAACCAAUAGCAUCUCACUAAUAUCCCUACAGUAUUGGACUUUAUUCAGUGGGAUAAUAAUUUCUGGAUAAAAUCCUACGAUUGACAGAUGUCUAUCUGUCCGGACAUUUCCUACACCGCUCAACCUUGGGUCAUUAUACUUGAUACUGUGCUAAAUGGGUCAACAGGUCAAUGGGUAUUCUACGAAGAUCAGGGGUCAUUCCAAAGUGAAUAUCUAGGUGUUUGGCGUUUUAAGGCAUUUGAGGCUGCUGAGACCCUUGGUGGCCUGAGGUGAAGAUCAACUUUUAUAUUAUGGAUCAAAUUCAAAUAGAUGAUGGUGGAACAGUGGAACAACAUAAAAUGCCAAUUAAUUUGUUUUGAUAAGAUUUAUUUGAUAUGCGUGUAUCAGCACAUAACAUCAGCAAACUGAAUUCUUAGGUCCAUGUUUCAAAAGUUGAAUACAUUCAGCUUAUAAAUCUUGAGACAUAAAAAUGAAAAGUUCUCUUCUGUGUAUAAAAUAGUAUUUACAAAGUGUACAAUUUAUCAAUAUUAAACAAAUUACUAGUAAUCAUUCUUUGUGCAUUUCCUGCUCAAUGGUGAACCGGAUCAGGAAUUCCUUUGUACAUGUUGUAAAGAUUAGUAUACAAGUAUAUGUGAACAUAUAUGUUCUGAGCCUGUGUCUGUCAAACCAUAUUCUAAAUAUAUGCAUCUCUGACUCAGGUCUGAAACAUAAUGCUCUAGACCCAGAUUUAAAGCAUUCAUUUAUAAACCAUAGGUCUAAUGAACCCACGUUCUGGAUCAGAGUUCGAACAUACCCUCUGGAUUUCAAGUAUUUCGAAAUGAAUGAUGAAUAUCUAAAUAAAAAAAAAUAGUUACAUUUAUGGAUUUUUGUGAAAUGUUGGCACUAUAAUUAUAAAAUAACACCACUACUGCUACAAAGGUUUACAUUGUUCGCCCCAGAAAUUUCUCUCAUAUGGAUGCAAAAUUCCCACUACCUAUUUUGACUCAAUAUAUGCAAUGUGUUGCUUCAAUGUAUGCAACGUGUUGGUUCAAUGUAUGCAACGUGUUGCUUCAAUGUAUGCAACGCGUUGCUUCAAUGUAUACAAUGUGUUGCUUCAAUGUAUGCAAUAGGUUGCGUCAAUGUAUGCAAUGUGUUGCGUCAAUGUAUGCAAUGUGUUGCUACAAUGUAUGCAAUGUGUUGCUUCAAUGUAUGCAAUGUGUUGCUUCAAUGUAUUCAAUGUGUUGCUUCAAUGUAUGCAAUGUGUUGCUUCAACAUAUGCAAUGUGUUGCUUCAAUGUAUGCAAUGUGUUGCUUCAAUGUAUGCAAUGUGUUGCUUCAAUGUAUGCAAUGUGUUGCUUCAACGUAUGCAAUGUGUUGCUUCAAUGUAUGCAAUGUGUUGCUUCAAUGUAUGCAAUGUGUUGCUUCAACAUAUGCAAUGUGUUGCUUCAAUGUAUGCAAUGUGUUGCUUCAACAUAUGCAAUGUGUUGCUUCAAUGUAUGCAAUGUGUUGCUUCAAUGUAUGCAAUGUGUUGCGUCAAUGUAUGCAAUGUGUUGCUUCAACAUAUGCAAUGUGUUGCUUCAAUGUAUGCAAUGUGUUGCUUCAAUGUAUGCAAUGUGUUGCUUCAACAUAUGCAAUGUGUUGCUUCAAUGUAUGCAAUGUGUUGCUUCAACAUAUGCAAUAUGUUGCUUCAAUGUAUUCAAUGUGUUGCUUCAAUGUAUGCAAUGUGUUGCUUCAACAAAUGCAAUGUGUUGCUUCAAUGUAUGCAAUGUGUUGCUUCAAUGUAUGCAAUGUGUUGCUUCAAUGUAUGCAAUGUGUUGCGUCAAUGUAUGCAAUGUGUUGCUUCAACAUAUGCAAUAUGUUGCUUCAAUGUAUGCAAUGUGUUGCUUCAAUGUAUGCAAUGUGUUGCUUCAACAUAUGCAAUGUGUUGCUUCAAUGUAUGCAAUGUGUUGCUUCAACAUAUGCAAUGUGUUGCUUCAAUGUAUGCAAUGUGUUGCUUCAAUGUAUGCAAUGUGUUGCUUCAAUGUACGCAAUGUGUUGCUUCAAUGUAUGCAAUGUGUUGCUUCAAUGUACGCAAUGUGUUGCUUCAAUGUAAGCAAUGUGUUGCUUCAAUGUACGCAAUGUGUUGCUUCAAUGUACGCAAUGUGUUGCUUCAAUGUAUGCAAUGUGUUGCUUCAACAUAUGCAAUGUGUUGCUCAAAUGUAUGCAAAGUGUUGCUUCAAUGUAUGCAAUGUGUUGCUUCAAUGUAUGCAAUGUGUUGCUUCAAUGUAUGCAGUGUGUUGCUUCAAUGUAUGCAAUGUGUUGCUCCAAAGUGCAGCAAUACAUUGCUUAAUAUUAGUUUGCAAUUGGAAGUCUAACUCUCUGCUAUAUGAAUAAGGGAAUUGGUGGAAACAAGGACUAGUUAAGCAUUGUUUGUUUAAAGCAUGAUGUGACAUAUCAAAAUAUAAAUUAAAAUAACUUAGUUAUACUAGUUCCAUUGGCAAUAUGGUAUGUCCCUCAUUUAAUUUCAAGUUACUUUACCUUGGCAGUGUCUUUCUGUAAGGCAAGUCACUAAUAUGUAAGAAAAUAAUAUACUACUAUGGUCCUGGACAUAACCAAUUUACUUUUAAGUCUCUUUUCAUAAUAGGUAAUUCAUGUAAUUACUCUUAGUGUCAUUCAAGAAGUUGAGAAAUAUCUAAAUUCUCAGGUCUUGCCAAAAUAAUGGAGCACAAAGGUGAAUUUCCAUGUUAUCACAUUAUAAGAAUCUCACAAAUAUGAUGUUAUAUAGAAUACAAUAUUCGACCCUGUAACACUUUACUGUUUCAUUACAAAGCCACGCUUGACACAGCAAGCCAUCACACAAAAUCAUACAUUAUAUACAAUAUUUAAUAUGAAAUGUUCAUGAUAUAUAUAUAUAUACAUGCCAGAUUUUGAAACCUUAAUAAAUAGUUUAUGCAUGGACAAAGCGCAACUAAUAAACAAAAGAGCACAGUGUGCUUGAUGUGAGCUAAUAAUUGCAAGAUAUCAAGGGGUCCAUUUUUGGUACAGUCAAAUCUAACAAAUUCCUAACUCUAGUCUCAGUUAGGAUUUUAUAAAGUUUUAUGAAGUUGUAUAUAUACAAAAAUUGACCCCUGACCUUGGUGGUCAAACAUUAAACAAACAUCAUUGGUAAUAUACAGGUAUUCUACACAAUAUAAACAGUACUGCAGCUUUUCAUUCAAAUUACUAGUAAAAUCUCAUAAUCUCAGUCACAUAUUGAAAGCCUGAAAUCAACAGCCUAGAACAUUACUUCGUUACACAUCAAGAAUUUUUUGAACUAUUGAAAAUCAGAAUUUGAACAAAGUUAAUCAUUAAAACAGUAAGAAGUCUGGAAUAUACCAAAAUCUAUCACAUUUUACUUAAAAAAUUAUAUGUAUUUAGAAAAAAUCCCAAUAAUUUUCUGUUCUAUAAAUCUAAGGAAACUUAAAGUCCCCAUUUUAAUUGAAUAACAUUAAUAUUACAAUUGACAUUUCAUGAAAUUUCUUUCGUGAAAUAAAAAUAUUUAAGUCAGCACCUCCCAGAUGUUCCCUAUAUCUACAUGUAUAUGUUUGGAUAGAAUGUAGGUUUCCGUUAAAAUAAUGUUUACAAAAGUUCAGAUAAAUAUGCUCAGUCUUAAACUGCAAAGUACAUGUAUAAGUAUAAUGCAAAUGUAAAUUAAGAAAUAGAGGGAGGGAGGGGUCUCCAAAUACAUAUGAACUUUUCAGGUGCAUAUUGAAGACUUGUAUUCCCCUUGUGACCUUCCGCAAAAAAACACCUUAAGGAUAUUGUCAACAGUUCUCUCACAUCCUUAAUAUAAGGACACAAUUUCUAAAAUGGGAACCAUCUUUACGCAUUUGUCUUAAUAGAUUUCUUACAAUCGAUUAUGGCAUAUUCAAAUGAGUAAAAAUAGGCUAAUCCUGAAUCUUCAAAAUAAGUUUUCCUUCCAAGUUGGUUAUUUGUGCUAGUUCUUCUUAGCAAUGUUGUUUGGUAAUGCUUGCAUGUCAAUUGUGUAUUACAUUUCUCCUUUUCUCCACAAAGUCUUGUGUGUUAUUAUUUCUUGGAACUUUUGAAGUUUUUACUCAAGAAUUCCUCUUGUUGCAUGUCAUUGCUAUAGUUUCGAACCAAUUCUG